This is a messenger RNA of Lottia gigantea (owl limpet), 2340 nucleotides long. RefSeq lists its product as hypothetical. Bases 1 to 2259 code for a protein of 752 amino acids. Gene Ontology annotation, molecular function: alpha-L-arabinofuranosidase activity; xylan 1,4-beta-xylosidase activity. The record is from RefSeq and is a predicted model, not a curated record. Gene Ontology annotation, biological process: arabinan catabolic process; xylan catabolic process. Lineage: Eukaryota; Metazoa; Mollusca; Gastropoda; Lottiidae. Gene Ontology annotation, cellular component: plant-type cell wall. The transcript is spliced from 13 exons.
AUGGCGUUACAAAUGGCUUAUGGUGGCGACACAUUCAGCCCUACUCCAGCUAUAUCUCGACUCGGUAUUCAACCAUAUCAAUGGGGUACCGAAUGUUUACAUGGUAUGGAUUAUCCCUUCCGUAAUGUCUCUUUAUCGUGGAACGGACGAGUAGAUGAUUUGGUCGGGAGGUUGACUCUUGAGGAAAUGGCGUUACAAAUGGCGUAUGGUGGCGACACCUUUAGCCCCACUCCAGCUAUAUCUCGACUCGGUAUUCAACCAUAUCAAUGGAAAACAAAUUCAUUACAUGGCAUAAUGGGCAUAAAUGCUACUUCUUUCCCACAAUCUGUAGGGUUAGCAGCAACAUGGAGCACAGAUGCUGUUUUCCAAAUGGCAGAAGCUACAUCUGAAGAGUUAAGAGCGUACUAUAAUGAUGGAAUAAAAGAACGUCGAUAUUCACGAGGUUUAAGUUGUUUUGCUCCCGUAAUUAACAUCUUUAGAGAUCCUAGAUGGGGUCGAAAUCAGGAAACAUACGGUGAAGAUCCUUUUCUCUCUGGAAUGUUGGCUCAGGCGUACGUAAAAGGUUUACAGGGUGACCAUCCUAGAUACGUUAGAGCUAGUGCCGGAUGUAAACAUUUUGAUGCCUAUGCUGGUCCUGAAAAUAUUCCAAUUCACCGAGAAUAUUUCAGUGCAAAUGUUACUACUCGAGAUUGGAGGACAACAUUUCUACCAGCAUUUAGAUAUUGUGUAGAAGCUGGUACAUACAGUCUUAUGUGUAGUUAUAAUAGUAUUAACGGAGUACCAUCAUGUGCCAACAAGGAACUACUAACUAAUGUUUUACGUGGUGAAUGGGGAUUUACAGGAUAUGUAGUAAGUGAUGGUCGAGCAAUAGAGCUGAUAGAGUCUGCACAUCAUUUCUUUAAUAACAGUAUAGAUACUGUAGCAGGUGCAGUGAAUGCUGGAGUGAGUUUGGAGCUCUGUGGUGUUAGAAAAACAGUCAAUUAUUUUACACAGAUACCCGAUGCCGUAAAGGCAGGAAAACUUACGGAAGAUUUGGUACGAGAAAGAGUGAAACCAUUGUUUUAUACUAGAAUGAGGUUGGGAGAAUUUGAUCCACCAGAAAUGAAUCCCUACGCCUCAAUUACAACUGAUGUUAUUGAAAACGCAGCACACCGAGACCUAGCCUCUGAACUUGCCAUGAAAUCGUUUGUCUUGUUAAAGAACGACGGUACUCUGCCAUUGCGAAAAUCUGUUUACGAUAAGAUAGCUUUAAUUGGUCCUAUGGCUGACAACCCGAAGCUAUUAAGUGGAGAUUAUGCAGCUCAACCUGAUCUGAAAUUUGUGUACACGCCAAAAUUUGCUCUAGGGCCACUUGCCAAUACCUUACAAUAUGCAAGUGGUUGUAAAGACACAGCCUGUAAGGACUAUGAUUCACAUUCGGUACAAAAGGCAGUUCAAGACGUAGAUAUAGUAAUCCUUUGUAUUGGUUUAGGUUAUGUUUUGGAAACUGAAGGUCAUGAUAGAGAAAAUAUGGAACUACCUGGAAAGCAAAAUCAACUUAUUCAAGAUUCCAUAAAAUAUAGUGGAUCAGCUAAGGUUAUAUUAAUAUCAUUCAAUGCUGGACCAGUCAAUAUUACAUGGGCUGAUAUGAAUCCAAGAGUAUCAGCAAUUAUAGCUGCUUUCUAUCCAGGACAAGCUACUGGUGUUGCUCUGUAUAAUGUUUUGAAGAGCUCCAACCAUUCUCAAUUUGGUAGAUUACCAUAUACUUGGUACCACACUUGCGAUCAGGUACCACCAAUGAUCGACUACACAAUGCAAGGCCGAACAUAUAAAUAUAUCAAACAGGAACCAUUAUAUCCAUUUGGUUAUGGUCUCACUUAUUCAUCAUUUGAAUAUUUAGAGCUAUAUCUAGAUCAAUAUGUGAAUGCUGGUGAUUCUAUAUUAGGUGUAAUAACUGUACAGAACAAUGGUCAACAACCUGCUGACGAGAUUAUUCAAGUUUAUGUUUCAUGGAAUUCACCAAGUGUAGAAACACCGCAGAUACAAUUAGUGAACUUUACCAGAGUUCGUAUUGAAUCAUAUCAUGUUACUUCAUUUCGAUUUUUUAUUUCACCACAAAAUAUGGCUGUUUAUACGGAUGAUAAGGGUUGGGUUGUUGAGGAAGGAACAAUGACAGUUUAUGCUGGUGGUGAACUUCCAGGUCAAGCUAAAUCUGGUGAUACGGGUCAUAUGAAAGGAGAAUUCACUAUAAAGGGAACCAAAAUAUUAGGUUUCUACUGACAAUGUUAAUUAUGUGUGUGUUUAACCAGUUUUGUUGAUUGAGACACUUUAUAUAUUAUUUUUAAUAAGCAGCAAUACUGA